This is a messenger RNA of Lolium perenne, 772 nucleotides long. RefSeq lists its product as uncharacterized. The record is from RefSeq and is a predicted model, not a curated record. NCBI's taxonomy places the organism in Eukaryota, Viridiplantae, Streptophyta, Magnoliopsida, Poales, Poaceae.
CAUCUCUACCACUUCUCCUGGGAAGGGAACCUUGCACGUCGCCAAGCAGAGAACCAUUAGUAGGUACCAGAGCAUAGGAAAGGAUCCAUCGCGACGUACUCGACAACAGCUACCUAGCGGAGGCAAUGGCGUCACUCCUGUCGCCGAACACCGUCGGCGCGACCACGGCGAGGCCGAACACCAGCAUCAGGAGAGGCCGUGUCACCGCCAUGGCCACCAAGGGCCCCAAGCCCAGCUCCGGCACAAAAAGGUCAUCGGGCACGGUGACGGUGUUCCCGGUGUCGGUGGGGAGGCCGGCGGGCCCGCCGCGGCCGGGCACGACCAAGGGGUCGGCGCCGGUGAAGCUGCUGACGAACGUGCAGAAGCUGCGGCUGCUGACCAAGGCGGAGAAAGCCGGCCUGCUGUCGGCGGCGGAGCGCGCGGGGCUGUCGCUGUCGGCGGUGGAGCGGCUCGGGCUGCUCUCCAAGGCGGAGGAGCUCGGGGUGCUGUCGGCCGCCACCGACCCAGGCACCCCCGGCGCGCUGCAGGGCCUCGCGCUGCUGCUGCUCGCCGCCGGCCCCGCCGUCGUCUUCCUCGUCCCCGAGCAGUACCCCUGGGAGGUCGCGCUCCAGGCCGUCGCCGCGCUCGUCUGCGUCGCCGGGGGGUCCGCCGCGUUCGCCGCAUCCAAUUUCGUGUCCAGGCUCCAGGGCUCCUCCGGCUGAUCGGUCUCCGCUCUGCUUAUGCGGUUUUGGCGCGUUUCCAGCAUCAGUAAUCAGUAAUGUUGCCUAGAGUU